Messenger RNA from Peniophora sp. CBMAI 1063, 2133 nucleotides. The record is from the annotation of a GenBank genome assembly. Lineage: Eukaryota; Fungi; Basidiomycota; Agaricomycetes; Russulales; Peniophoraceae.
AUGCCGACUGACUCGCACCAAAUAUUCAAGGCGACGUACAGUGGUAUUCCCGUCUACGAGAUGAUUGUCAAGGGCGUCGCGGUCAUGCGCCGCCGCUCCGAUUCUUGGUUGAACGCGACCCAAAUCCUCAAGGUCGCAGGGUUCGACAAGCCUCAGCGCACGCGCGUGCUCGAACGCGAGGUGCAGAAGGGUGAGCACGAGAAGGUGCAAGGCGGCUAUGGGAAGUACCAAGGUACCUGGAUUCCACUUUCCCGUGGCCUCGAACUCGCCAAGCAAUACAAUUGCGAACCCCAGCUUCGACCCAUCAUCGACUUUCAACCGGCCGCGAAGAGCCCACCACCUGCGCCAAAGCACAUUGUGGCCGCAAGCUCCGUCAAAAAGGGCAAGCCCAUCCCACCGGACGCUAUCAUUGUCGACGACAGUGACAUCGACAUGAUUCACAACAGCGACUCGGACAUAUCCAGGUCACCAACACCGUCCCUCCAGUCUUCUAGCUCUCGGUCACCUUCACCUGUGCAGCAUAGCCCCCCCGCUCGCCGAAGAGCAUCGCCCAAACGCAAGGUGCCUCGCCGUGCUGCAGCGGCUGCUGCAAGGGAGCCUACUUCCGAUGGCGAGACCUCCGCUGUCAAUGGUACAGGCAAGCCACGCCCGUAUGGAGAUCAGAUUUUGGAGUACUUUAUCUCGGACUCGAACCAGGUCCCCCCGAUCCUCAUGAACCCACCGGCCGACUUCGAUCCCAACAUGCCGAUUGACGACGAGGCACACACGGCGCUCCACUGGGCGUGCGCCAUGGGCCGCGUUCGCGUGGUCAAGUACCUGCUUCAGACUGGCGCGGACAUCUUCAAGGUGAACAAGACUGGCCAAACAGCGCUCAUGCGUAGCGUCAUGUUUGCGAACAACUACGACGUUCGCAAGUUUCCGGAGCUGUACGAGAUGCUGCACCGUUCGACACUCAAUAUCGACAACUUCAACCGCACCGUCUUCCAUCACAUCGUAGACGUCGCUAUGACAAAGGGGAAGGCGCACGCUGCACGGUACUACCUGGAAACUGUGCUGGAGCGACUCGCCGACUAUCCCCGCGAGCUGGCCGACAUCAUCAACUUUCAGGAUGAAGAUGGCGAGACCGCGUUAACCAUGGCUGCCCGGUGUCGGAGUAAGCGGCUUGUGAAAAUCCUCAUUGACCACGGUGCCGACCCGAAGAUCGCGAAUCGCGACGGCAAGAGUACCGAGGAUUACAUACUCGAGGACGAGCGUUUCCAGGCUUCCCCAGUGGUCUCUAAUCGUGCGCUCUCUAUGUCGCUGCGUGACGCGCAGCCGGGCGCGUCUAUAUCUACCUACGCGUUGGGCUCCGCAGGCGGCCCCGAGAAGAGCGCACUGCGCUACAGUAGCGCAGCACAAAGAGCAAGCACACGUUGCGUGGCCGAUAUGGCUAGUAUGCUGGAUAGCCUCGCUACUAGCUAUGAUCGCGAACUGCGCGACAAGGAUCGCGAUCUGAACCAAGCGCACGCGCUUCUCGCGAAUAUCCAAGCGGAGAUCCUUGAGAGCCAACGAACUGUCGGGUCGCUACGGGCGAGUGCGCAGGGUGUUGAGGAGAUCGUCGCCGUUCAACACCAGCUGCAAGGCGAGUUGAACGCGAAGGUAGCUCGAAGCGCUGGCUUGGGAUGGCAGAAGUGGCUAACAGAUGAGGAGAAACGCGAGGCAGACGUUCGCUCAGCGGGGAACGGAGUCCUCGUGCCGCCUCUGCGACUUGUCACGGGUGAGGAUGGUGUGCAGCGCGCAGAGCAGGAAGACAUUGACGACAUGAUCGCCCUCCACUCAAAUAUCCCCACCGAUCCCGCCGCAUUACAACAGGAGUGUGAAGCAUUGCGGCAGGAGCUAUCGCAGCGGCGCGAGCGGAGAGUCCAGCUCAUGCAUGAAUACGUACGCGCCCGAGUCGAGGCAGGUACCGAGGGUCGGAUGCAGGAGUACAAGAUGCUCCUUGCAGACGGUAUGGGUGGCCGCACGCUUAUGCUCAAUGAACCUGGAGCAGAGAACGACGAGAUCUUGAGAUUUCUUGAGCAAUUGAUGGAGGCGGAGGAGCCAAGCUCGGGUGCGCCGUCAUACCAGGCCGGACAAAUCGCGACGGGAAGAUAG